AUGCCACCCAAAAAGCGCUCUGCUGCACAAUUGCCGGAUGCUGAACCUGCAGAGGCUGGCAUUUCAACUGCCGGGAGCAAGACCAAGAAAGUCAAGACCAAAGCAGCUCCCGCAUCUGUCAGUCGCUCGCGGCCCUUGAUUCAGCAAGAAGAUGCAGAUAUCUCUAAUGAGGACAUCAAUUCCCUUGAGAAGCGCCCAAAGUCAUCUUACCGCAAGAGGGGCUUGGAAGCUGUGGCGCUCGUCAACGAGUUCAUCGAGAAAAACCAGAUUGAUCCAAAUGGCGGGUCAUGGGUCCGAAGACCGUUGCAUCAACAGUUGAAGAAGCUGCUUCAGACGUGUCCGGCCAAUAAAACUUGGAAAAUCCGCAGGAAUCUCAAAUCAUCUGCGUCCAGUGGUGCUGCGGGUGACGUCGCAGUCGUCUACAGGACAGGCGGCUGCUACGGUUUCAUGCUUGCGAAGAAUGAAAGCCGGGCUCAGGCUGGUCCAGAUGUGCGCGGAGUGACAGUGGUUGGGUCAGAGAACUUCGACGCACAGCUCAAGGAGCAAGUCGGCACCGCGUUGGAAAACAUAUUCAACACGGAAGCUGUUGCACUUACUGUUGACAACAAGAGUUUCGUACAACAACUUGGUAUAUUGGUCAAGAGUAUUAUAGUGGACGACGCGUUUGAAGUCAGAGUGCCGAACUGGACGAGAGACGGCUGGGUUCUUAGGAUUCCAUAUCUCAGCGAAGCUUCCGGCACAUUCGAGUACUACCAGAUCGUCCGCGCCACCGUUCCGGAAUUCGACGAAGACUAUCCCGAGCUCCCCGAUCAUAUUACGCUCGUGUCCUCGCCUCCCACAUCUGGUCAGACUGGAUCAUCGCAAAAAUGCGUGCCCAUUCCAAGGGGAGAGUGGCCUGAUGGAAAGUCUAAGACGAAUCUACCUGAACAUCUGGACGUUGGCAAGAGAGUGACAGACACAUUGGACAUGUCUGAUCCUGCAGCUCGUCAAAAGCUCAUGGGCCUUGAGAAGCACUUGGUUUACAUGUCGUACAAACUCACCAACUUGUACGCAACGAAAGAAAAGAUGAGCAGACUAUACAAGAACCUGGAUGCAAGCCUGUCGAGAGGGACAUUUAACACCCAGAGAUUGGUUGUCGUCUUCCCACCCGGAAGCGGCUAUCACGGGCUGAAAACCCAUUUUGUCCCUGGAUCCAGCAUCCGAUUCGAGAUUGUGCCUGGCAAGCAUUUUCACCGGACCGACUUUCGAAAGCUGAUACUCAACGAUCCAAGAGCAAGCCUGGCUAUGGAAUGUGUGGCUCAGGCAGAGUCCGUAUACGCAGAGACCGACGAUGCUCUUCGCGCGUAUUUUGCCCUUGCAGAGGCUAUCGACUCGACGAAUCAGCUCGUCCAUGAUGGAGACUAUGUGGUAGGAUGUAACCAUUCCGAGGACCAGAAGCAAUCGUCUUACCACUACUGCGAUGAUGGCUGUGGAAAAAAGGUUCUCUGUGCCGCCCGUAUCCUUUUUCAUGAUCAGCGAUAUCUUCACCCUGACUGUUACCAGCACAAGAAGGAUGAGGAUCCUGGAUUUAUCCAGAUUGUCAAGACCGCGCUAAGGCGUCGCCACGAGAGCGAGUGCAAGAGGUACGGAGUCAGCUCUACCUCUACAAUAAGCCAGGACGUCCAUGCGGCGGUGCAGGCGGAGAUUGUCGAAUACGUGCAGAAGGUGUGCCCUGCACCCAAGUAUCGUUGUCAGUACACCGGCAACAAGUACAACAUGGUUGGGAACUAUGGACCUUUCUCGCAGAGUGUUGAAGCUGUACAUUAUCCACAUGAGCAUCAAGAUGGGACAGCAUGGGGGCACACGAAGGGAAACACAGCUCUCGUGGCUCUUGUGGUGCAGUAUGCGAAGAAAGACCACUUCCUCAUCAUCCUUCCAGAGAUCCGAAAGUACCGUGCUGCUAUGCGCAUAGCAACGUCGCGAGCAGCGAAGAGAUCGCUCCAGCGCAACCUGCUCAAGUUCUUCGACAGGGUCAAUGCAUUGGAGCGAAAGCGCGAUUUCGAGAUGAAAGGCAAUUGGGGCAAAGUCGUGGAUGCGAAACAAUUCGCAGUUCUGCGGAGCGAAGCUCUGAGCGGCGAAUUUAAUGCAGGAGUUUCAGAGGAAGCAAAAGCAGCAUGGGGCAAGGUCGCCAAUAGACUUGUGCAGAGUCAUUUUGAGAAAGAGUGUGCCUGGCCAGAAGACUUCACCGACGCACUGCUAAGGAUGGUUGAGCAGUGGGAGAACGAGUUCGAGAUGAAGUUCGACCGGUCAGCAGACGACAAAGCGCCUUGGUUCGGCACACCUGGAACCAUGCCCGAUGCCUGGAGCUUCGAUGAACUCUACUCAUUUUGUGUUGCUCGUAUGUGGAGAUUGCAGAACAUAUGCAACAAGCUGUGGGAGACAGUAGACUCUGAUCAAGGACUUGCGUGCGAGAUCUUCUACCAACGUGCGAUUCAAGAGCGUGGAGACGACUGCCGGCCACUAACCGCAGUGGAGAUGAAGUAUGCAGAUGACUUCCUCUCACUACCAUUCUCAGGGGACAUUGGCAAUGUUAGUAUGGUGUCUAUAGGCCAUGCAACUCACGGCCUUCAGAUGAGACUUGGCUGGACGCUAGAGCCGCGAAGCAUGCAAGAUCGAACGGAGUCGCUCAACAAUGUCCUGAUCGAGACUACCUUCAGCAACUCGGCCAAGUUUUCGUGGGAUCCUGCGAUUUAUCCCAUGAUUCUGUCAUACUUUGACAGUGUGGACAUCGACGAGCAAUUCCUCCUUACCCCGAGCGCUCAGCAAGCCUCAUACGAGGCUGUUAAUGUUCCCACUGUCGAGGAGCUCGACAACACGCCGAGGAGUUUCUUGAAGGAGGACAUUCUCGAUCAAGAGCUAGCCGACAAGCUCAGCUCCGAGUAG
This is a messenger RNA of Zasmidium cellare ATCC 36951, 2922 nucleotides long. RefSeq lists its product as uncharacterized. NCBI's taxonomy places the organism in Eukaryota, Fungi, Ascomycota, Dothideomycetes, Mycosphaerellales, Mycosphaerellaceae. Bases 1 to 2922 code for a protein of 973 amino acids. The record is from RefSeq and is a predicted model, not a curated record. The transcript has a single exon.